UACUAACGCUAUUUAGUUGAUUUUGAACACUGCUUUGUCACACUCUAAACAGCAACAAUGUUUUUAUCGGCUGUUGACAGCUGAACCAUAUUCCUCUUCAGACUUUAGCAAAUCACUCGUGGGGUUAUAUAUAUGAAAAUCCUCCAUCGCCAAAGUGGCCAUUUGAGACAAGUUCAAGGAAAGGCCUAAACCUGCAGUCUUCGUCGGCGAACGUGCUUACCACACCUACAAUGUACAUUAAGUGCUUUUUUUUAUAGAAUGACCCAAAACAAAACUCGCUAAGAAGAAUGUUUUCAUUCAGAAAGGCAAAGCGUCAAAAUUAUAUUCGUGCUAACCUAUGUGGUGCGUGGUUUGAAACUGGUAAAUAGCAAUUCCAAAACGGACGCUCAAGAGUGUGUAGUGAACCACCCUUUUCUCUUGCCGUGACUUCAAUAUCCACAGAUAAGCAAGCACUUAAAAAAACGGAUAAAAAGGAAUUGGCGACGAAAUGGGGUAAAUCAAAUUGAAAAUUGAAGUUUGUACAUGAGAAUUUAAAGAACCACGAGCUGAAAAAAAAACAAUCAAAAUGACACACAGAAGGGAAGCGAAUGUAUCACAAAUAUCAAUAUCCUCGCAAAACUCAGCGCAUCGUCGUGGUUUAUCAUUAGGUUUUAAACCCAGAUAGCGGUCAUUGUAGCGAUUAUAUUCAGUUUUGACUUUUUGCUACUUUUUAUCUGUCUUUCAAGAGUAUUUCUGCAGUUAAGUGUGGUAUUUUUUCAUCUUCUUUUGAUACUGGCCACGUCCAAAUUUUGCCUUCAUUUUUCCCCUCAAUAAAUCUGCAAGAUAGGGAAAUAAUUUUGCCAGAUAAUAUUCUACCAUUAGAUGCAAAAAUCGAGAAUCUUUCAAUGGUGGGCAAAUGCACAUAAUUUCCCAGUAGACAUAUUUAGAUUUUUUUGUCCCAUUUACGUAACAGAUCUUCCUAAGACUUACUUUGACCCUAGGUGUAAGUUAGAUUAAUAAAAAGAUGACAACUUCUUUUCCUGAGGGAAAAAAAAAAAGAGAAAAAUGUCACCCGACGACAGUAACAAGCAUCCUAAACAACCCGAAGGUGAUGACCAGGACCUUGUAACCCAGCAGCCAUCUACAAGUGGAUCUGGCAGACCACAGUUCAAACAAGGAACACCUAGUGAUGAUGAACUGGAACAUCUUGCCGUAAAGCUUGGUGGUGCUUGGAAAAAGCUUGGGCGCCGCUUGGGAAUCAAAGAUCCAAAGCUUGAAGAAAUUUGCCAAUCAAACGAGGCACUCUCUGAAAAGGGAUAUCAAAUGCUCAGGCAUUGGAAAGGAGUAAACGGUUCAGCCGCAACUUACCAGAUUUUGGGUCAAGCUUUACAGACUAAGCUUGUGAAUCUGCGAAAUUUAGCAGAAGAAUUUUGCUAUGAGAAACAACAACUGGAAAUGUGACCCUAGAGUGAUGCAUAGAUUGCAUAUUUUUCUAUGUAAAAUCUAUAAUGGUAAACUAGAUACUGCCAUAACAAAGGAAGUAUAAUCUUGGUAUUUUAAGGAAAGGCUAUUGUUUCCUUUUUGUAGAUUUUCAUCUUAUUUUUGAUGAUUGUUGAAUUCUUAUGCUGACUCAACCUAUGACGUGAACUCAGUAUAGAUAGGACUUUAUGCUUGAAACUCUCAGUUUGUUAGAGGAAUUUUCCCACCUUGAAAUCGCCGAAGAGUUAAGUAAUUUUCUCCGGAAGUGAUCAGCUAAUUUUGUAAAAUUUGCGCUUAGUUGUUUCUCUCAUUAUGCAUCAAUAUAACUUCUAGACGCUCGUAGCUGUCAAUUGAUUUGAUCUAUAGAACCCAGAGCUACAAAAUUAUUUAUGUGAGGGCUGUUUUCGAAUAAGUUCUACUAUUUUGAGUGGCGAAUUUUGUUCAACGCCCAGAGAGCUGGAUGUAUCAUAGAUUUUAGACGGUUUAUACACCCACUAAAACGGGAAUGGUUCUUAGCGACUCCUAAGGAGUGAUAUCAUUUGUAACGAUUGUAUUUUUUAAAAGUGAACGUUGUGUAAGGUUUCACUCUGAAAAAAGUUUAUGAAUAGUUAAAUAGAUCCAUGUUUUUAAAUAUUAAUUUGAGAUAGUUAAUCAAUUGACAAUAACAUGUAACCACAGACUGUUUUUUAAGAAAACACCAUCUUUUUAUCAUUAUCACACAAAACUUUUCUAUCGUACUUGUAAGUUUGGAUGUAGUCUAAUCUGUUCACAGUUCAUUUUAAAAUACAGCGGUUAUACAGAACA
This is a messenger RNA of Stylophora pistillata, 2262 nucleotides long. RefSeq lists its product as uncharacterized. NCBI's taxonomy places the organism in Eukaryota, Metazoa, Cnidaria, Anthozoa, Scleractinia, Pocilloporidae. Gene Ontology annotation, biological process: signal transduction. The record is from RefSeq and is a predicted model, not a curated record. Gene Ontology annotation, molecular function: protein binding.